Messenger RNA from Paramecium tetraurelia, 732 nucleotides. RefSeq lists its product as uncharacterized. Gene Ontology annotation, biological process: ubiquitin-dependent protein catabolic process. Gene Ontology annotation, cellular component: proteasome core complex; proteasome core complex, alpha-subunit complex; nucleus. The transcript has 5 exons. Lineage: Eukaryota; Ciliophora; Oligohymenophorea; Peniculida; Parameciidae. The record is from RefSeq and is a predicted model, not a curated record.
AUGUUUUAAAAUAAAACUGAUUAUGACAGAGGUGUCAACACAUUCUCUCCAGAAGGUCGUCUGUUUUAGGUGGAGUAUGCCUUACAAGCAAUUAAAUUGGGUGCAAGUGCAUUGGCUAUUAAAGUGAAUGAGGGAGUAGUUUUGGCAGGAGAGAGAAAAUUAAACUCAACACUCCUAGAACCUAAGAGCAUAGAAAAAGUCUAUGAGAUUGAUACUCAUCUGGCAUGCACUGCCUCUGGAUUCAUUCCAGAUGCAAGAACAUUGGUUGAACAUGCAAGAGUGGAAUCCCAAAAUCACAAAUUCAAUUAUGGUGAACCCAUCAACGUGAGAGCACUCACCUAGAUAGUUUGUGAUCUUGCCCUUGAUUUUGGAGAAAGUGAUUCCAAAAACAAAACAAAAAUGUCCAGACCAUAUGGAGUAGCUUUAUUGAUUGCGGGAGUUUCCGAUUAAGGACCUUAAAUUUAUUAGACAGAUCCCACUGGAACUAUGAUUGAAUAUCAAGCCAAAGGAAUAGGUGCUGCUGAUGAAGGCAUCCAAAGUAUUUUGAAGGAACAAUACAAAUAGGACUUAACUUUAGAAUAAGCUGAAAGAUUAGCAAUUUUGUGUUUGAAGAAUGUCAUGGAAGAAAAAAUUAAUAAUAAAAAUGUAGAAUUGGCUGUUAUUACCACUGCAGAAAAAAGAUUUACAUAGAGAACUCCAGAAUAGAUUUAAAGUUUAAUUGAUAAAGUAUGA